AUGUCUCUCCUCUCUCGUGCCCUCUCUCAAAUCUUUUCCUGGAUCACACUUUAUCAAGUUCUGUUAGUGGGCAUUGUAGGACUGGUCGCCACGGUUACAGCAUGGACCACCAGGUUGUUGCUUCAACAUGCUUGGUUCACUCGCAGACUAUCUUGUUUCAGCAAGCCUCAUGCAGGCUCUUGGCUCAUAGGACACCUGGGUCAGAUGCAGAGCACGGAGGAAGGGCUCCUCCAGGUAGAUGAAUUAGUGCAGACUUAUAAACAUUCCUGCUGCUGGUUCCUAGGGCCUUUCUAUCAUUUGGUCAGACUAUUCCACCCUGAUUAUGUCAAACCUCUUCUAAUGGCACCUGCCAGCAUUACUGUGAAAGAUGAACUCUUUUAUGGUCAUCUCCGUCCAUGGCUCGGGCAGAGCCUGUUGCUCAGCAAUGGGGAGGCAUGGUCUCGCAGAAGGCGUCUUCUGACACCCGCAUUUCAUUUCGACAUACUGAGGAACUACAUUGCAAGAUUUAACUCUUCAGCAGACGCCAUGCAUGAUAAGUGGCGGCGUCUGGUGGCAAAAGGCAUUUCGACAAUUGAGAUAUUUGACCACGUUACUCUGAUGACUUUGGACAGUUUACUGAAAUGUGCCUUCAGCUACAGCAGCAACUGUCAGGAGUCCAGCAGUGAGUACGUGUCAGCCAUAGUUGAACUGAGUGACCACAUAAUAGAGCGGCGUCAAAAUAUUCUGCACCACUGGGACUGGAUUUACUGGAAGUCCCAGCAGGGGAAACGCUUUAAGAAGGCUUUAAACAUUGUGCACAGGUUUACAAGCCAAGUGGUUCAGCGACGCCGUGCCCUCCUUGCGCAGACCUCAUCUAAAUCGACUUUAACAUCUCAGAGGAAAAAGGAUUUUGUGGACAUCAUAUUGCUAUCCAAGGAUGAAGAUGGGCGAGGCUUGACAGAUGAAGAGAUCGAAGCUGAAGCCAACACCUUCAUGUUUGCUGGUCAUGACACAACAGCCAGUGCCAUUUGCUGGACGCUGUAUAAUUUAGCACGUCACACACACUUUCAGGAAAAAUGCAGGGAGGAGGUGUCAGAACUUAUGAAGGGACGUGAAGGACAAGGAAUAGAGUGGGAUGAUCUGUCCAACCUUCCUUUCACCACAAUGUGCAUCAGGGAGGCGCUGAGAUUACACUCACCUGUCCAAGCUGUGACAAGGAAGUACACUCAAGAAAUGCCACUGCCAGAGAAUCGUACAGUACCAAAUGGGGCAAUCUGUUUAAUCAGUAUUUACGGAACACAUCACAACCCUGCAGUAUGGACAAAUCCACAUGAAUUUGAUCCGCAGCGUUUUGAUCCAGCUAACCAAGAGGGACGUUCUUCCCAUGCCUUUAUUCCCUUCUCCUCAGGCCCAAGAAACUGCAUUGGUCAAAAGUUUGCACUGGCAGAGCUCCGUGUUGUUGUGUCUUUGACAUUGCUCAGGUUUCGAUUGACACCAGGGAUUAAUCCCAAAAUUGUCUCGGGAGAGGUUCGCCGUCUACCUCAGCUCGUGUUGAGGGCAGAGGGUGGCCUGUGGCUACAGCUGGAGCCUCUGACACCACCUGAUAUGGACACAGCACUUGAUACAUAA
Messenger RNA from Nerophis lumbriciformis (worm pipefish), 1608 nucleotides. Lineage: Eukaryota; Metazoa; Chordata; Actinopteri; Syngnathiformes; Syngnathidae. The record is from RefSeq and is a predicted model, not a curated record.